AUGACAGGAAUCAAACGAGAUCGAGACGGCAAUGCGCGCAAACCAGGAGAUGCACGCGGCAGAUUCCACGACAUGUUUGAAUCCUUUCGCGACGAGCUAGACGAGCACUACGACAGAAAAGAGCGAAUCGUCAAAGCAUCAAGAGACGUGACUGCGCAAAGCAAAAAGAUCAUAUUCGCCCUCCAACGCGUCAAACACAUCAACCAGGACCUUCCGGCCUCCACAGAAAAAGACAUCGCGUCACGCAUGUCCGACAUCAGCAAACUCCUGCGCUCCAUCGCCCCGGACCUCCAGUCCCUGAACCGCCACAGAUACGCCUGGCAGCUGCGUUGUCUAGAAGAACUCGUGGAGGCACUCUCCUUUGCGCACUACCUCCGCCACCAGACGCUGAUUACGGUGGAGGAAGCGCAGGAAUCUACGCCGGUGUCGCUCACGCACGGGGACUACAUGUACGGUGUGUUUGAUCUUUUUGGCGAGAUGAUGCGCUUUGCGACGGUGACGUCUGCGCAGAAUGGGGAGAUGUUGGGUGGGAAGGACGAGAGGAAUAUACUGGGCGAUAUUCAGGAGCUGGGGUGUGCGUUUGAGAUGCUGGAGGAGGUGCCGGGGAAGGAGUAUAGGAGCAAGAUGGACGCGAUGAGGCAGAGUGUGAGGAAGGUGGAGAGGUUGGGGUAUGGGCUUGUGGUGAGGGGGAGUGAGAGGCCGAGGGGGUGGGUUCCUGAGGAUGAUGGCGUUGAGGCGUGA
Molecule: messenger RNA, 741 nt
Organism: Pochonia chlamydosporia 170
Lineage: Eukaryota; Fungi; Ascomycota; Sordariomycetes; Hypocreales; Clavicipitaceae
Product: translin-associated protein X
Exons: 3
Coding region: 1-741 (246 amino acids)
Cellular component (GO): cytoplasm; nucleus
Molecular function (GO): sequence-specific DNA binding; RNA binding; RNA endonuclease activity
Source: RefSeq, a predicted model, not a curated record